UGGGUCCCGCCCCCCAUGUCGAGCGGCGGCGGCGGCGGCGGCGACGAGGACGCCGGCACCAAGCGCGUGGCGGACCGCUACCUCAAGCGCGAGGUCCUCGGAGAGGGCACGUACGGAGUCGUCUUCAAGGCCAUCGACACCAAGACUGGGGUGACAGUUGCGAUCAAGAGAAUCCGGCUAGGGAAGUACAAGGAAGGCGUCAACUUCACAGCACUGAGGGAAAUCAAGCUGCUCAAGGAGCUCAAAGAUCCUAAUAUCAUCGAGCUGAUCGAUGCCUUCCCUUACAAGGGAAACUUGCACCUUGUGUUCGAGUUCAUGGAAACAGACUUGGAAGCUGUCAUACGUGAUAGGAACAUUGUGUUAUCUCCAGCGGACAUAAAAUCAUACAUUCAGAUGAUGUUGAAAGGUUUAUCCUUCUGCCACAAGAAAUGGGUGCUACACAGGGAUAUGAAACCAAAUAAUUUGCUUAUCGGUGCUGAAGGACAGCUCAAGCUUGGGGAUUUUGGUCUGGCGCGCAUAUUUGGGAGCCCAGAACGCAACUUCACUCACCAGGUCUUUGCACGAUGGUAUCGAGCGCCGGAAUUAUUGUUUGGCACUAAGCAAUAUGGAUCUGCCGUUGAUGUCUGGGCUGCUGGUUGUAUUUUUGCUGAAUUGCUGCUUAGACGACCCUUUCUCCAGGGUUCUAGUGACAUCGACCAGCUUGGGAAGAUUUUUGCAGCGUUUGGAACUCCAAAGUCUUCUCAAUGGCCAGACAUGGUUUAUCUUCCAGAUUAUGUCGAAUAUCAGUUUGUCUCUGCUCCUCCACUUCGUUCGUUGUUUCCAAUGGCCAGUGAUGAUGCUUUGGAUCUUCUGUCAAAAAUGUUUACAUAUGACCCAAAAGCGAGGAUUACCGCUCAGCAGGCUCUUGAGCACAGGUACUUCUCAUCAGUACCAGCGCCAACAAAACCGGCUUUACUUCCAAGACCAAAGCUGAAAGGGGACUCAGGGAAUGACAAGAUACCUGAUCUGAACCUGCAGGGUGGCCCUGUCGUUCUGUCCCCGCCGAGGAAGUUGCGCAGGGUGUCUGCCCCUGAUGGGACAGAAAGCAAUAUUCAUCGAGCAGAGAAAGCAGAAGAAAUUCCUCCUACAGGCUUGAGGCGGCAUACUGAUGAGAACAUGUCCAGUCAGAGUUCUAGAAUACCAAUGUCAGUUGAUGUUGGAGUUGUGUUUGGCACACGACCAGCUCCUAGACCAACAUUGAACAGUGCCGACAAGUCACGUUUAAAAAGGAAAUUAGAUAUGGAUCCUGACUUUGGGUACGCAGAGUAAAAGAAGCUUGCAUGCACCAUUUUUUCCCUCACCGACGUGUUGAUUAUUCUUUGGGGUGACAAUUCCACUAUUUUACCAACAAAACAAUGUGUCCAAAGCCAUAAAAACUUCACCGAAGACGGCUGACACAAUCAACUGUGAUGCUAUCGUAUAACUGCCCAGCCAGCUCAUGAACCGGAAAGUGAAGAGAGUCCCUAAUUUUACACUGAGAGAGGUGCACGGGUCCAUGGAGAAGGCUCCUCGAUUUGUAAUAUUUAUUGGGUACAUGAGUUUGCUCCGGCGGGAACCCCAGUCCGUAAUCUAUAUUGGAUACGUGAGUUUGCUCCAGCGGGAACCUCAGUUCUGUAAUCUUUAUUGGAUACAUCAGUUUGGUUCGUCAUUUUGUUCUUGUGUGGACAAUGAGCUUUGAGUGUUGUUUAGUAAGGCAUCUUAGGUGCAGUAAUUCUUGUAACCAAGAGCAGGUUAUAUAUUGUUUUUUUUGUACGGCUAUGUAACAGUUGAUUGGUGGCCAAAAAGAAAAAUGAGAAAAUGAAGUGUUGAUUCCAGAUGAACUGUUCUAUAA
Lolium rigidum is the source of this 1870-nucleotide messenger RNA. Its product is annotated as cyclin-dependent kinase D-1. Gene Ontology annotation, biological process: protein phosphorylation; positive regulation of transcription by RNA polymerase II. The transcript is spliced from 7 exons. Lineage: Eukaryota; Viridiplantae; Streptophyta; Magnoliopsida; Poales; Poaceae. Gene Ontology annotation, molecular function: cyclin-dependent protein serine/threonine kinase activity; RNA polymerase II CTD heptapeptide repeat kinase activity; ATP binding. Gene Ontology annotation, cellular component: transcription factor TFIIH holo complex; nucleus; transcription factor TFIIK complex. The record is from RefSeq and is a predicted model, not a curated record. Bases 16 to 1308 code for a protein of 430 amino acids.